Molecule: messenger RNA, 1092 nt
Organism: Saccharomyces mikatae IFO 1815
Lineage: Eukaryota; Fungi; Ascomycota; Saccharomycetes; Saccharomycetales; Saccharomycetaceae
Gene: CDC123
Product: cell proliferation protein CDC123
Exons: 1
Coding region: 1-1092 (363 amino acids)
Cellular component (GO): cytoplasm
Source: RefSeq, a predicted model, not a curated record
AUGCCGUCACAAGAAUACUCAACUUUAAUAGACAUACCAGUGACAAAAGUACAGGUUGAACACUGUUCAUAUUCUUUUUGGUCCUCACUAUAUCCUAAAUAUGUACCCAAAUCUAUAGUGCUGAAAUCAUUACCAAAAAAAUUCAUUCAAUAUUUGGAACAAGAUGGUAUCAAGCUACCUCAGGAGGAAAACGUUAGGUCAGUCUACACGGAGGAAAUAGUAAGAAAUGAAGAUAACGAUUACAGUGAUUGGGAAGAUGAUGAAGAUACCGCUACCGAAUUUGUCCAGGAAGUUGAACCAUUAGUAGACUUUCCAGAAUUGCACCAGCAAUUGAAGAAUGCAUUAAACGAAUUGGGUGCAGUCGCUCCCAAGUUGAACUGGUCCGCACCUAGAGAUGCCACUUGGAUUUUACCGAACAAUACCAUGAAGUGUAACGAAGUAAAUGAACUCUACCUCCUUUUAAAUGCAUCCAAUUAUAUAAUGCAUGAUCUUCAAAGAGCAUUUGAAGGCUGUGUAGACGGUAAUGAUAUAAGAGGCUUAAAAUAUGACUUAGUCCUUAGGCAAUGGAGUGAUAUGAACCCGGCAUUGGAAUUUCGGGUUUUCGUCAAAGACACUCAUAUUGUCGGGGCCACACAACGUGAUUUAAAUUACUAUGACUAUUUGGAUGAGCUAUCAGACACCUUCAAAGAUCUUAUUGAUGAAAUAGUUCAUGACGUUGUUUUGCCCAAGUUUCCCGAUAAAAGUUUCGUUCUCGACGUUUAUAUCCCGAGGCCUUUUGAUAGAAUCUUCAUCAUUGAUAUAAAUCCGUUUUCCAGGAAGACAGAUUCUCUGUUGUUUUCAUGGAAUGAGAUAGCCACGAUAACGCCUUCAAGGAAUGGCGCCAGCGACGACGAAGAUUAUGAACUAAGGUUAGUAGCGAGACAUAACACUGGUAGAUUUGCUUCAAAAGAGCAUUCCGAAAACCAUGUCCCGCAAGAUCUUGUAGAAGCUAGUUUAAAUCCUGAAGCAAUUCGGGAGCUUACCCAGAAAUGGAAGGAAUUGCUUUCACAACAGACACAGGAAGAAAGCAGUAACAGUGAGAAUGAAGCCUAG